UGGCCAUAUUGCUAAUGUCAUCAAAAUUAUCAAAGGCAUGAAAGUUUUGGAUACGAUUUUCAACGUUUUGAAGAAAUUGGUUGCAUAAAAUCAUUGUUUAUCCAGACAAAGCUAAAAGCGAUUUUGGUAAAUAGUAUUUAAACAUAUUUCAGACCAAAUUAAUUGCGAAUUAUGUCCUAUUAUACGCGUAAGGAGAUCGAUGAAUUGCAUACGGACAUUGCUGCUUUGACAAAAGGAGUUGCUGUUGGUGGCGAAGAAGACCGUGUUAUAAGUACAAUCGAACACUGUUUACACAAUGGAUAUGACCGCCGACGUAUUGCGGAAAAAUUGGAAAAGAUCUUGGAUGCAAAACAGAGCUCAAGGCUAGCUGAUAAAUUGCAGGAUAAAUUGGACGAUUUUCGCCGAAAGAGUAAGAAGCGGAAUGCUAGUGAUGAAACUGGUGCAGAAAUUCCUAAAAAAUCUCGUUUCGAUAUGAAGGAGAAGAGCAAUAUUGCUGGCGCCUCUUCCACAUUAACACCCUUAGCGGCAGCCUCAGUGGCUGCAGCGAAUAUAACAACUGCUGCUGCAACUUCACCGGCAGUAUCCACAACUGGGUUGAAUUCGACACAAAUUAAACUCAUGAUGGUAAAUGCUCAACGUGAAAUAGAAGAAAGAAAACGUGCGCUCAAUAAUUUAAAAGCCAAAGAUCCCAUUUUAGCAUCGGUUCCACAGAUAGGAUUACCAGUUGCACUGGCUACUCAAGCACUUGCUAAGAAAACGGUACCAGAAGAUUCAGAGAAAGCCAAAAAGAUAGCAGAAUUACAGGCACAAAUUCGUGCGAAGUUAUCUAAUCUAAUUCAACCGCCACAAGUGCAAGAUCGACCGAAACCUUUAAUUUUGGAUGAGGAUGGUCGUACCAUCGACAAAAGUGGUAGAGCCAUCAACAUACCAACACUUACACCAACAUUGAAGGCCAACAUACGAGCGAAAAAACGUGAGGUAUUUAACAAAAGUCAAGUGCAUGCGGAUCGUCAUUCGCAGCAAGAGGAAUCUUUAAAAUUUUUCGACGACCGUAUUGCACAAAAACCCACAUUGCGUACAAAGCGUUCAUUGCGCUUCCAUGAACCGGGAAAAUUUCAGCAAUUGGGUGAAAGAAUGCGCAUGAAGGCACAAUUGGAAAAACUACAAAAUGAGAUAUCACAAAUUGCACGCAAAACUGGCAUAAGUUCUGCAACAAAAUUGGCGCUCAUUGCACCGAAACAAGACACACCCGACGACGUACCAGCAAUGGAAUGGUGGGAUUCUGUAAUUUUAACCCAAGACUUGAACACGUUGGAUGAUAAAGCGAAGAUCAGCAUUCGACAAUCGGCAAUCACAAAUCUUAUUGAACAUCCAACUCAAAUGAAACCGCCAAAUGAACCAUUGAAACCAGUCUAUUUACCUGUUUUUCUCACAAAGAAAGAACGCAAAAAGCUGCGUCGCCAAAAUCGCCGCGAAGCUUGGAAAGAGGAACAAGAGAAAAUACGUUUAGGUCUUGUUGCACCACCUGAACCAAAGUUACGAAUUUCUAAUUUAAUGCGUGUGUUGGGUACAGAGGCUGUGCAAGAUCCAACCAAAAUUGAAGCACAUGUACGCGAACAAAUGGCUAAACGCCAAAAGGCACACGAGGAUGCCAACAAUGCACGAAAAUUGACGGCAGAACAGAAAAGUGAAAAGAAAGUGCGGAAAAUCAAAGAAGAUACUUCUUGUGGCGUCAAUGUCAGUGUGUAUCGCAUUCGUGAUUUGCAAGAUAAUGCAAGCAAGAAAUUCAAAGUGGAAACCAAUGCCAAACAACUGCAUAUGACUGGUACAGUGGUGCUCUUCCGCGAUUGUUGUGUUGUAGUAGUUGAAGGUGGACCGAAGCAACAGAAGAAAUACCGACGACUAAUGCAGCAUCGUAUAAAGUGGGAAGAGGAUUUGGUAAAAGGGCCUGAUGGUCAUGAAAUACCCAACACAUGUGUACUAGUUUGGGAAGGCACUAGUCAACGCAGACAUUUUGGCGAGAUUAAAUUUAAGGUGUUUCCAAUGGAGAAAAUGGCACGAGAAUUCUUUCAGAAACAUCAAGUUGAACAUUACUGGGAUUUGGCAUAUUCGGGUGCAGUGUUGGAAGCAUCUGCAGAUACUUAA
Zeugodacus cucurbitae (melon fly) is the source of this 2145-nucleotide messenger RNA. RefSeq names its product U4/U6 small nuclear ribonucleoprotein Prp3 (gene Prp3). The record is from RefSeq and is a predicted model, not a curated record. The transcript has 2 exons. Gene Ontology annotation, biological process: mRNA splicing, via spliceosome. Bases 172 to 2145 code for a protein of 657 amino acids. Lineage: Eukaryota; Metazoa; Arthropoda; Insecta; Diptera; Tephritidae. Gene Ontology annotation, cellular component: U4/U6 x U5 tri-snRNP complex.